UGAAAUAACCCAUUGGUGGAUUCUUCAUCAUCAUGCUGAGAAAAGGCGUUCAGGUAAGCCAACGCUCCUUUUAUAUCACAGUGAUUGUUUUGCUAAUAGUUCAUUUAAGCUGGCUAUUUUGUAAAAUUUAUAAAAGUGUCCUAUUCUGAUUUCAACAUAUAUGUUCUUGUAAUAAUCAUUCUUAUUGUUUGGAAGCUCUGUUCAAGAUGCCAUUCUUAAUUCAAAUGUUUAAAAUACUUCUGAGAAAAAAAUAAUGAAAUAUAAAGCUAUCUGUAAAAAAUACCUUAUGAAGAAGAAAUUGGCAGUAGUAGAUUUUGUAAUGUCAGAGGUUGAUUUGAUGUAUUUAGCAAUGAUUAAUUUAAAAUACGAAAACUGUUCAGGCAAGAAUGCAUGCACAUAUUGUAAUGAUUUUUCUUAAAGUAAUUGGAUUAUAUUUAAUGAGAUAUUUACAUUUAAUUAUUAAGAAAAGACUUAUCUUCCCAGUAUUUCCCAACAAAUGGUAAGGUGAAGAAAUUGGAUAUUGGAAUAUAAUUAAUUGUAUAAAGUCUAAAAUAUAAGGUGAAUUAAAAAGAGCUUGCAGGUAUUAUAGAAAGGCUGCUUUAUUUCAGUAAUUUAGAACUGCCAUUGAAAGUGUAGUGCAUAAUUUAAAAACUGAAUUAAGGAAAGGGGAGCUACUUAAAUGGCACAGUUUUAGAUAUUUGUCCUGAAGAAUGCCAGCAGAUAAACCAUUCCUAGGUAGUUGCAUUGUGACUGGAGAGGGAAGAUCUCUAAAGAGAAAUAUGUGCAAAUCUUUGUGUAGGGAAGUAACUGAUGCUUGUAUUUCCCAGAUAGAGAAAACAAUAUGGCAGCCAUACACAAAUGAGACAGGCAACCAUCUUUAGAUAUAUUUGCAUACUGGCAUCAAUUCAGCUUUCAAAUGUAUAGCAUUAAUUGUGAAAUGUUGUUGAGCAGGGCAAAAGAAUGCAUAGUAACUAGUUUUCAAUUUAUAGUUUUCAGUCUUGUCAUUUGAAGAUGUAUGUUAAGUGAAUCUGGCUUCCCCAUUGACUUUGUCAGAAGGUUGCAAAAGGUGAUCACAUGACCUCGAGACAUUCAAUUGCCAAACAUCUCAAUUUUGAUUACAUAACCAUGGGGAUGCUGUUAUGGUUGUGUGAAAAACUGUCAUAAGUCACUUUUUCAGUGAUAUAACUUUGAACAGACACUAAAUGAAUUAUUGUAAGUCGAGGACUACCUGUACUGUAAGGUAUAGCUUAGCUAUUGGUUGUUAAAACUAGGUUUGGGUGUAAAAGAUGCUAAGAUGUGGAAUAGGUAGCAACAACUCUCUUGUUCUGAAAUCUGUUUCCAGUUUUCCCUUUUGCCUAAGAUCACUUGAGUGGAUAAUAGCAUGUUUUUAUGUGUAAUGAUAAACCAUUAUUUAAUAUGGCUAUAAAUAGGUAUCUGCACAUGUGUCAGGUUAAAGCAUUCCUACUUCUUUUCCAUCUGUGUAGCUAGGAAAAAAUAAUCAGAAUUUCAGUUCAGUUUAACAGAUUAGUUUGUGUGAUAUGUUAACGCUAACAAAAGAGAAUUGCUAUGUUUACAUAACAUGCUAUGCCUGGAUAAAUAAUUGAUAUUAUAACUUUAUGUAAAGGCCUACUUCACACAACAUGACAAGGAGUUACUGUGUUUCCACAACAUACUGAACCACAAGUUAUUCAAAUUUAUUGUAGCUUAGUUUAACCAAGCAAACUUAGUCCUCGUGUGCUAAGGAUUAUUUUAAAAUCUAGACAAUUGCAAAAGAAGCUAUUAAAACAAUCUGAAAGCUUGAGCUUGUAUUGUUGCUUUGCAGAAUAUACAUUAAUUAAUAAAUUUCUAUUGUAAGUUUGAAUAUGUUGGAUGAUUAUGGGAAAUAACUUCAAAGGGUUAAACCUGCAGUAACACCUGUGUAAAUUUCAUGCAUGUAUACAAAACUUUGGGCAUUAAGGAAUAAUUAGUCUGUCCUUGGUUCUAUAAAAAGAAGUGUAUUCUAUAAGAAAGAUGUAACUAAGAUUAUAUGAAUCAAUUCUUAUGAGCAGGAAAUAAGGAUUUAAGGCUGAGUUGUUGAGAAAAGCUCUAAUUAAAUUCUUUUUGGACAGUUCACAAUUUAUUUUGUUUUUAUAUCUGCCUAUCUUAUGGACAAUUUAAUUGUUGUAUAGUUAGCAUUUCUACUGUUUUGUAACUCUGAGCUCUUUAAGAAAUAUGUAAAGAAAGAAAUCAUAAUUUGGUCAGGGGUGGGAAGGAAAGAAUGAGUUAAAACCAUAGUUUCUCUUUUCCAAUUAUUGUUUGUCUGCUAGCUAUAGCUGCGUGUAAAUGACAUAAAUCUGCAUUUGACAUAAUGGCAAAGUGCUUAUUAUAGGUGGAUGUGAUAUGUGAUAUAAUAAUGGUGUCUUGAAUAAUUACUUAUGCAGUGCUUGUUGGUAGGUUGUUAGGUAGGUUACAGCAUCCUUUUUUGGCAUGAUACAGAAUUUUCUUCUGGAUCUUCCUUUUAAAGUUUUCUAAUAUUUAUCAUUUCCUCCCUUUUCCUGGCUUUUCAGAAUUACUUGAAAUUGUUCUUUCUGGCAAUUUUGCAGAGAAAUUACUAACUGCUGAGAGAACUCACUGUCUUAAGACACUGGAAAUAACAAGUGGUCUUUGCUUGGUUAAAGGAAAUAUAAGAUUUCUGAUUUGGUGGCCUUGAUAGAAAUUUAAAAUUUUGACCCUUUAGUUCUUUUUUCCCAUUUUUUUUUUCUAGAUCUUCUGGUGUGUCUGAUCCACCACUGGAUAUUAUGAAAAACUGUCCCUAAGAAUCUGGAAAAUUGUGGUGCUUAGUUUUGUUAUGUGGAUCUGCAGAUAUUUUAACAAGGUCCCUAUUCAGCAUCUAGUUGACCUUGGAGAUCUGAAAAGAUGCAUAAUUGCACUCAACAGCUGUGGGUACAUUUUUCAGCCUAAUUCUGGAUCCUGUUUUGAAUUCCAGGUAAAGGUUUCCCUUGUCCAGUUGAAUCUGACUCUAGGGGGUGGUGCUUAUCUCCGUUUCUUAGCUGAGGGAGCCAGCGUUGUCAUUUCCAUAGUCAUGUGGCCAGUGUAACUAUAUGCCAAAGUGCACAGAACACUGUUACCUUCCCACCAAAGUGGCACCUAUUUAUUUAUUCAUAUUUGCAUAUUUUCAAAAUGCUAGGUGGACAGGAGCUGAGGUAAAUAAUAGGAGCUCACCUGUCGUGUGGCUCAAGUCUUGAACCUGGGCUGUCAGCUUUCUGGCUGACAAACUUAGCAUCUUUAACUGCUGAGUCAUUGAGCCCCAAUUUGAAUCCCAGAUGAAGUUGGUUGAAUCCUAUGUAUCAACCCUUUAAAAUAGACCAGAUUAGGAAACAUAUCACAAGAAAUGCUAGAACUCAAUUUAUAGCUUAUAACAAUAGACUCUUGAAAAAUGUCACUGUUUUCCCUUCUACCAAACAGAGUCAAGGCAGGGCAGUCUUGUGUUUUUCUCAUUCUUCCUGUUUUCUACCCUAAGCCCAUGUUUUACCAGUGAUUGCCAUGUAUCCUCUUCAAAGCUAUCUCCUUGCUCCUCUGCAUCAAAUUUAUAAGUGUGUUUAAAUAGCCUCAGAUGCAAUUCUCCUUUAGCCUUUGCUCAACAUUUGAUAUGGGGAAAUGGAAUAUGGCCAUUUUAUUUGGUCUCAUCCUCUACUCGGGUGCUUUCCAUACUUGGGUAAGUAACCUCAAAUUGUGUAAACGUGCUUUCUCCAGCAUGGAAAAGAAUGGAGAAUCCAUGAAUGGAUUAAAGAAGUCCUCUAGCCCAGUUAGACCAAAUCAAUCAAGUUGCCACACCCCUGCUGGACUGGACCAUGCCCCAGUUUCGAUUUGGUCUCAGCCUAGGACUGACGUGGAAACUUGGCUCCCAAAGAGAAAUUUUCAGGUCGUAUUUCUUUCUGCUCCCAUUCGUGGAUUUUUCAUUCUCUUGCCAUCUGGUCAGCACUGGGAUCAGCUCUGCCCCAGUUCCGCAAGAGCUUCCAAAGAGUUAAAUUUGCUGAGGCAGUUUUUUCUCCCUGUAUUGGCCAGCUGAUCGUCGCUAUUGCCGCUCUGAAUGCAGCACGAAGAUAGGGCUUUUUCUCUUCAGAUCCCUGCUGUUUUUGGCAAACUCUCCGUUCCUUCAUAUAUUCCUUGCCUUUUCUUUCUUGCUGCUUGCUCGACAGGAGGCUGUCUCCCCUUGAUCUCAGCUUUCGCUUCAAUUUUUCUUGCGUCGGCCAGCACGGCCGCCAUUUUGGACCACCACACAGUUGGCGGCUGCCUUAGUUUCGUUAUUUCCCCCUUCUCUCAAAGUUGAUUUCUUCCUGCCUAUUCCUUAAUUUCCAGCUUGAUUUUCUUAAACUGCAUUGUGGGGGUGCCUGGUUAGUGUUUUUCUCAGCCUCUACAGUGUGAUUUAAUUGCGGAGACAAGCCUCCACAGGACGGUAUUUUGGCGGGAAAAAAUAGAUGGCUGAUCUUUCCAAUGUUGUAGGUUCUUUUCCAUCAAUACUGUUACACCCUGCAGUUUUCAUAAUAAUCUGCAAUUAAACAAACACCACUUACCUUUCCCAGCUUUUGAAAUAUAUCAUCUGUCAGCUGGGCCCAGCUGACUAUUCCAUCACAGCCUGUUGACGCUGUCUGGAUCUAGUGGUUCGGCAAAUUUUUUUGUUCUAGCCGCCACUAAGUGAGGCACAAAGGAUCCGUCACUAAACAAAAAAAUAAUAAUUAUUAAUAAUAAUUAUGCUAUACACACACACACACAAAUACACAUAUAGAAGAGAGAGAAGAGACCUCUUUUAGUGACGCGCGACAUUCGUCGCGAAGUGUGACUCCUUGCUUAACAGUGGGCUGGACUUCACAGAUCCUUGUGUAGGCCUGUAUCACCCAGGUGGGCUGUAGCUGCAUCUCUUGCAGACCAGGACAGCUUCAGCGAUCUGCUGGAAAACUCCUGCUCAUUAUGGCGGACAACACUGUUCCACAAGCUUCCACCUCCAGUGGAAAUAAGAAACACAAGUCACCCAACCAAGAAGCAGCCGUGAAAAUCAAGGCCAAAACCAAAAGAACAUCUAAGGCGGCCGAAAAGCAAGCUGGUCGUAGACAUAGGGCGUUAGAAAGACAAUUUUCAGAAGCCCAAAAUUGUGCGGCAGAGGGUCCGGUUCCCUUGACUCCUCCCUCUAUUGCAUCGACAAUGGGGGGGGCAUGCCCUCGUCCUUCGUGCGGGCAUGGUCUCCAGAACGGGAUCUAGAUCAAGGUCUCUCACUCGGGUUCAGCCAGGAUCACCUUUCUCUCUUUGAGCAGGAUCUGAGAGUGCGGAACCAAGAUCCAGUAUCAGGGGCCAAGCUCACCCCUCCCACAGUGGCGUGUGGAACCUCAGAGAGUUUCUCCCUUGCGGGUCCACCUCAGGCUCUGUCGGCUUCAUUCACUCCUACGGCGGCAGAACUUCAUCCCCUGGAGCAAUCACCAUUUACUGACGAACUCCAGGCCAUGAUCUUUCAGGCAGUUGCUCAAGCGAUGGCAUUUUCAGCGCAUGCUCUAGUGACCCCGGGACCAUCUAACCCCCUUCCAUCCGCAGGGACUUCACGAUCCAGGGAUUAUCAGUACCCGGAUCCAGCCUCUCCACCACGUUCCUGGGGAGCGAGGUGUCUGAAUAUUCGGAGCACGUCCUCGAAGAGGGUCAGUGGCCGGAUGAUGAAGAGCCACACACGGAGGCCCCUCCCUUGGUAGGCUUGUUCAGUCCUACAUCUUUCCCCUCUCUCUUAUGUAAGGCCUGCGCCACUGGAAAGAUUGAACCAGUGAAAUCCACAGUGUCCGGUCAGACACCUGGUCAGGGUACCAGUUCCCUGUUCUCGGAAUCAGUCGUAAAACACCAGCAGAUUCCUUGUCCUCCCAUGUUUUUGAAAUCGGUACAGGACCAAUGGGGUUCCCCCGGCAUCUUUUCCACCCUUGGGGGGAUUGACUGUAAACUCAUAGAUAUGGUUUCGACCCUGAAUGAGGCGUUGGAAGUUCCGGGAGUGGACAAGUCCCUUACUCCCAUCCUUUCAGAAUCCAAGAUUCCAAGCGACAUGUCAGAGGCGCUGAAGGCCAAGGACAAAAAAUCCGAGGUUUCCUUCCGUAGGACACACCAGCCUUUGCCGUGGGCGGUAAGAGCUUCCACAUCGAAUUCAUUCUUCGCCAGGAUCUCCCUUAUCUGGCUAUGUGAACUCCAGUCUAGAAUCUCCCCAGAAGAGGUAAGAGUACACCAGGACGUGACCAAGUUGCGGGCGGCCUUGGAAUAUAUGGCAGACAUGUCUCUCCAAGUGGCCAGAUUCUUGGCCCGUGCUAUAGCUUCCAAUGUCACCGCACAUAGGUUAUUUUGGCUUAGAAACUGGCGUGCCGACACCAAACACAGAUGGAGGGUGGCUGCUGCCCCGUAUCAGAGUGGUUGCCUUUUUGGAGAGGCCCUCACUCCGUACUUGGUGGAAAACAGGGAAAAGAAGAGGGUACUUUACCAUCUUUCCAAAAGAUCGGGCAGGCAUUUCGUCCCAUAUAACCGUCGCCCUUUUUGAUCAGGAUCGGAACUGACCUCAGGAAAUGUACCACAGCCCUUUCCAGCAGGACCAGACCAUUCCUUGGACCGUUCCGGUUACAGAAACAAGUCCAGACAACAGGUUCAGAACAAAAGGCCCUUUCGAGGUAGAGGAGGUCGCCCCUUCCGUAGGUCAAGGUGACUUGGGGUGGACCUCUCCCAUAGGCAGCAAACUGAAUUAUUACAUACACAAAUGGGAGGAUACCACUACGGACACUUGGAUGUUCACCACUAUCAGGGACGGUUUGUCCCUGGAAUUCGUGAUAACCCCCCCCCCCCCGAUGCUAUAUCAUCUGUCCCUUGUCGCGUAAUCCCGUAAAGAAGGGCCUCAUGCGGGAAGCCAUUCAACAUUUAUUAAGCAUAAAGGCCAUAGAGCGGGUACCAUCAGACCAACUGGGGCAGGGUUUUACUCCAUCCUAUUCGUAGUACCGAAGUCUUCAGGGGGAUGGAGGGCGAUACUCAAUCUCAAGGUUCUGGACUCAUACCUGUCGUAUCGCAAAUUCAAAAUGCAGACACUCCAAUCCAGCGUAUGGCAGGGAGACUUCCUGACAUCAAUAGACUUUACAGAGGCAUACCUUCACAUCCCCAUUCACCCGGAUCACAGACAAUUCCUCAGGUUCAGGUACUCCAACCAUCACUACCAAUACAAGGCUCUCCCGUUUGGCCUAUCAUCGGCUGCCAGGGUUUUCACCAAGGUCCUGGUGGUACUUGCUGCACAUCUCAGGUCGGUACCAAUUCGCGUUCAAUGCUACUUAGACGACAUCCUAAUUCAGUUGUCCUCUGCACUGAACGCACUGACGGAUCUGGAGCUAACGAUUGGGACACUUCAAGGUCAUAGUUUCUUAAUCAAUUUUCAAAAGAGCCACUUGAUUCCAGCCACCUGCCUAUUGCACUUGGGCGCGAUAAUAGACACAAACCUUUGCCAAGUAUUCUUAUCCCAGGAGCGUCAGGUCAGCAUCCAUAUUCUGGUCCUCAAGGUUUGCAGGGAGCAACAGGUGACCCUAGCCCUGCUCUCCUAACUGUUGGAAAAACUGAUUUCCUGCAUUGCCAUAGUACCCUGGGCCAGGCUUCACACAAGACAGCUCCAGUGGUUCUUACUCUCCUACUAAAGGCGGGGCAUAAGCUCCUUUCCCCAGAGGGUACAAGUCCCAACACAGACGCUCAGAUCCCUUCUCUAGUGGCUCUCCCCAGCUUUGUCCAAGGGGUCCCUUUUGAGAGAGCCCGUUCAUGUGACUUUGACCACGGACGCCAGUUUAUUCGGCUGGGGGGCACACCUCAACUUUAGUUCACCCAGGGCCGGUGGUCACAGCGGGACCUCAGACAAAACAUCAACUGGCUGGAACUCAGGGCUAUACACCUGGCACUUUGCCACUUCCGCAAAACGAUUGCGGGGUGCCACGCGUUGGUCCUAAUGGACAAUGUGGCAGCAAGGCCCAUGUCAACUGGCAGGGCAGCACUCGAUCUCGGGCCCUGAUGUCUGAGGCCUGGUUACUGGGAUCAUGGACGGAGUGGAAUCUCUUUUCGAGGUGAACCGGCAGGCGGAUUAUCUGAGUCACUCUAUGAUAGACCAUUCAGAGUGGCGUCUGCAUCCACGUCUCUUCAGGGAGAUCGCACAGCGGUUCAGUCAACUGAGUGUCGACUUAUUCGCCUCCCCAGCGAGUGCCCAGUUCCCACGGUUCUUCUCCCGUUUCCCCUCUCAGGUCGGAGGGAGUAGAUGCUCUCAGCAGCCCUUGGCCUUGGGGACUACUAUAUGCCUUCCGAUUGUUUCUCCUGAUUCCGGCUGUCAUCAGAAAACUGUUACAGGAACAAGCGGAGCUGAUAUUUGUGGCCCCACACUGUCCGAGGCGACCAUGGUUUGCAGCUCUCGUGAGCCUAGCCGUAGCUCCUCCGUGGAGGAUUCCUCCAAAUCGGAUAGUCCUGUUACAAGGGAUCAUACAACAUCCAGACCCGCAGUGGCUGGAGCUAGCCGCCUGGCAUCUGAACGCCAGUUCCUGACAUGGGGUUCAUACCCUUCAAGAGUGAUCUCAAUGAUUCAGGCCUCUUGGCCGGCGACAGAUCGGAUUUACGAUGCUACUUGGAGAAAUUUCUGUCACUGGUGUGACCAAAAUAGUUUGUCCAUUUCUUCUGUUACUAUUCCGAGGAUACUUGAAUAUCUCUUGGAGGGUGUGGAUAAGGGCCUAGCACCCAGCACUAUCCGUAGUCAAGUGGCGGCACUCUCCACAGUUUUCACCUGUGUCAAUUCCACGCCGUUGUCUCAGCACCCGAGGGUUCGAUUCUUUAUCAAGGGGGUUACAAACAGCAAGCCUCCUGUAGUCCAUCGUUACCCCACUUGGAAGUUACCACGGGUACUACAGGCUCUUACAGGAUCCCCUUUUGAACCCAUCAGGUCUUGCAAUUUGCGACACUGGUCCCAUAAGGUGGCCGUCUUAAUUGCAGUUACAUUGGUGAGGCGCGUUUCGGAACUAGCAGCUCUUUCCGUCAGGGAAGACCUAUGCACUUUUCACCAGGACAGAGUGGUCCUGCGGUUGGACCCCUCGUUCAUUCCUAAGGUUAACACCUUAUUUCAUAGGGCACAAGAGAUUGUGUUGCCAGACUUUUGUCCUAACCCAUCACAUGACUUGGAAUGGCAGUGGCAUUCUCUGGAUGUCCGCAGGGCACUGCGAUAUUACAUUAAGCGAACAGCUACUUUUCAUAGAUCGGAGGCACUUUUUGUCUCUUUCCAUCCGGCUUCUAGGGGUCAGAAGGUCUCUUCUUCUACCAUUGCCAGGUGGAUUAAGGCCUGUAUCGCAGAGUUCGUACCAGGUAUGCUCCUUGCCAGUUCCAAGCCAUCUGAUAGCACAUUCCACACGCAGUGCCUCUGCAUCAGCUGCGUGGCAUACUCAAGCUUCUAUCGUUGACAUUUGUAGAGUGGCGAUGUGGUCUUCGCCUUCCCCCUUUAUCCGUCAUUAUAAGCUCAAUAAAUUUGCCUCUGCAGAGGCCUUCUUCGGCUGCCGUGUCUUACAACAGGUGGUCCAGGCAGCGUCGACACUUGACCAGCCUGCUUCCCACCUGUAGGGUCCUAUGGGCUUUGGUAUGUCCCAUUCGUGGAUUCUCCAUUCUUUUCCAUGCUGGAGAAAAGGCGUUGUCUUACCUGAACGCCUUUUCUCAGCAUGAAGAAUGGAGAAUCCACCCCUCCCCUUUGAAAUUCACAGUCAGGUCAGUGCCAGUAGCCUGGGAGCCAACACGUUGCACAGUCAUUAGCUUCGCCCUUUUCGAAACUGAGGCAGGGUCCAGUCUAGCAGGGGCGUGGCAACUUGAUUGAUUUGGUCUAAUUGGUCUAGAGGACGUCUUUAACCCAUUCGUGGAUUCUCCAUUCUUCAUGCUGAGAAAAGGCGUUCAGGUAAGACAACGCCCCUUUUCUUUGGUUAAUGUCACAUGAAUCCAUUGCCCAUCACAACAGGAACAUUUAAAUUGACUUAAAGAUUGCCAUGUGCACUAAAAUAUAUUCAGAAUCUUCCAAAUAAGAUGAAAAUUGAUGAAAUUACUGAUAAUUCAUUGAAAUGACAUAAAAAUCCUUUAGUAAUAUUAUUUUUAUAUAUAGGUAGUCCUCGAGUUAUGAGCAUUCUUUUAGUGACUGUUGAAAGUUAAACGAUGCUGAAGGAAGUUUCUUACGACUUUUGAUAAGUGUUUUUGAAUAAUGAAAGAAAGUUUGAGAAGCACUGCUCUACUCAGUUUUACAAUUUUCUGAAACAGUAUUUUUCCCCUGCUUUGAUUUUCUGAAUUGUUGCAUGUCUUUGUUAUUAGACAAAAUUAUUAGACUUUCAUAUGAGUCCUGAUUUUUCAUUGAUUGUUUGAUCAAUUUAUGUCAUAAGCAAAGGCCAUCUUAUGUCUGGUGAGCCAACAAUCGCCAGUUCAGUCUGUUGAGUUAAAGGGCUAUCUAGGACCAGCUGUCUAAGUACAUCAUUAACAACCAGAGCUAAUUUGGGGUUACCCUACAAAAAAAGAUCAACAUUUCAAUGAAAUUUUCAUCACAGAGAUUCCGAGUGCGUGUCAUACCCCACCCAGAAAUUUCUGAUGACUUCUAUAAAGUCAUUAAUGCCUUUAGAGAUGAAGAAGAAUAGAUUCACCGUUUGGAAUGGUGGCUAAAACUUUGAACAUUCAAUAUUUCUGCAUACAUAUGGGCUAGCUUUGGAUCAUUUUCCUCAAUAAAUAAAUGAACAAAUAUAAUGUUUUUGACUCAUUUGUUUAAUUGGGUUCCCUUUAGUUUUUGGUCAUUUUUAUGCAGAAAUAUUGAAAAUUCACAAGUUUGCAAACUUUUAAGUACCACUUAAAAGAGGUUUUCCAGAUUUCCAACUUAAAUCCAACAUAUGUGAUAGGACUUGAACCAUCAAUUCAUCUAGAAAACCCUCACAUUACUUACAAAAUUAGUUUGCCUUGGAGAAAUGCACCAAUAUUUCUACAUAGCCGUGCAAGAAACUGGUAGCAGGAAGCAUUUGAUUGCAAUUUUUGCAUUUAAAGAUGGUUCACCCAGAUAAUGAAUCUAAGGAACUAGUUUAUUUUUCACACUGACACCUUACAUGUUGAAUAAUAUUAGGAAAUUAAUGAAACAAACACCCAACUUCGAUCUUAACCUCUGAUAACAUUCAGCAACAAAGAUAUGCAAACAUUCUGAAAGUCCGAAGGGGAACUAUAUUUUUUAAACCAGAGGUAUAAUUGCUGACAUGUUCAGGAAAACAUCUAAAUAGAGCUCAGAAUUCUUCCUUUUAACAUAUAGGGUGGAUUGCUGUCAAAAUCAUUAUAGCAGUGUUUUGGAUGUAUAUCCUAAAAGAUACUUGAUAUUGAAGUGUGGUAUGUCAUUAGAGAUGAAUUGUUGUGGCAGUGCUGAUUUGGAGGUUUUCCCCCACAUACUGUCUUUGGUUUUUGUUUUUGUUUUUUUAAAAAGGGGGGAGUUUUUCUACUGCAGUUACAAGACUGGGAAUCAACUUCUUCAGAAAUAUUUUAUUUGAAGCUUUUCUUGCCCUUAAUUUAGGUGAGGGUGGGGCUCUUGUUCGUUUCCUUCCUUUCAGUGUUCACUGUUAAUUUUCAAGCAGGCGACAAAGCAACAUACUAAAAGAAUUGUUUAUCUGAAUGAAUCCUUCUAUAAGCAUUUUUGUGAUCUGUGACAGUGAAAAAAAAUCCUGAUUUGUUCAGGGGAACAUGAGAGUCCUCUGAGGUACUUUUAUUUUAUUAGGUUUUGGGUGCCUCUCCUCUUUUUGAUGUUUGAACCUUUUACAAGCUACUGUUUGUUUGUAUAGUCUGAAAUGUUAGUAGUAUCUGCAUACAAAUGAUAGCACAUUUUUCUAGCCAAAUAUGCCCUGUACGCAAGUGGUGAAUCUCUUCUUCCCACAUUUCAGUUUAUAGAACCAAAAAUGUUUAAUAAGCCAUGUGUAAGAAGUCUUGGAUUUGUUUAACUUUAUAUAUUGUAUCAAUAUAUAUCUUGAAAUGUAGCCUGCUGCCACAUGGCAGAAAGGCUGUUACUGUAGGAUCUGAGAUGAAAAUGCAUGAUCGUAUAAUUUUAAGAGGAUGUCCAUUUCAUAGUUUGUAUCAAACUUCUCCCAAGCUGGUGUUUGGAUGUCACUUCUCAUAAUCCCAGCUGAAAAACUUUAUUUUCACCUUAUUUUUCAUAAAGUUGGGGUUUUCUUCUUUCAUUUAUGAAGGAUUGCAGUUUUCUUAGUGUUAUUUCUAUAUAACUGGUAGCUUUGUGAUACUCUUACUCCACUGGUAUGUGCUUACAGUUGCACUUCCAUUUCUGCUUUUGUAUUGCUGCUACCUCUUUUAUGUUAGUCUUUGUCUCAAUAGGCAUUUCAGUUGUUCUUUCCUGCUUUGUUAAACCAAACUUCCCAGGUUUUUUAUGCAUCCUUUUAAGUUAGUGGAUUUUAAGUACCUUGAUUCAAAAAAUUAUUCUGUAUAAUGCACCAUUUGGGCUAACUUAAGUGUAUAGACAGGCAAAUAGAUUGCCACAAUUAGACUUUUGUAGAUAAUUUUUUAUAUUUUUCAAACAGUGAUCUAGGUUUGCUUCGCAGACUCUAAGAAUGAACAAAGACUGCAUUUGUGCAUCUCUUCAGAAUGAUAUUCCAUUUUCAACAUACUAUAUAACAGUAGUUGACAUUUAGCAAACCAGAUGCGUGUCAUCUGAAGGAUGCUAAUCCUUCUCUGAAGCUAAUUACUGUAGGGAAAACCAUCCAUUUGAAAUUAACCUUUGAGUUAGGUUCAGAGCCAGACUUGCCAAGAACAUUGUAGUAGCUUGAAAUAUAUCUUACUUAACCUGUUUCCCAAUUAAAAGUUUAGUCAAAGCAACACUGCAGAAUUAACAUAAAGAUUGAGUGAGACACUACCUUGUAUACUUAUUACAAAAUCAGAACUAGUGGUUGUUCCUAAUAAUUGUGAUUAUGAGCACAAUGUGUAGACUGAUCUCUGAAAUACUCAAGCAUUGGAUGACUUGGUAAGAGGUAAAUUAAUUUAUUUUAAGAUUUCCUGGCUGCUCUUUGCUCCGACUGUUAAUUUUAGAGGUUUCCCCCCCCCCACUGUAACUUUAUGUUACACAUAAAACCUUGGAUGUUGUUCUGUACCCUCUAGAUCUUGGACUCCUCUGCAGUGGUAGGUCAAAUUUGGAAAUUCAGAUUUUGGCUUGGGAGGUAAUUAGCAAAAGCUAAAUCAGCUUCUGUCCCUUAACAUCCUGAUAGAAAAGCAUUCAGGAAUGACUCCUGCACCUCAGAGAUAAGCUGCCAGCUGCCACAGAGACUAUAAAAAGGUGGUUCAAAGUCAAGUAUAAACAGCCGACUUAAAAAAAGAAAACGAGUCUUGGAUUGUUGCUGUUGGUGACAGGAAGCCAUGUUCCCCAAGCUGUCAGCUUCCUGCUCCCCCCCCCCAUUCCAUCCCACAGCAGAUCAGAGCAUUUGUCACAAGACAGCUGUCUCCUUUAGCAGAGCUGUUUGCUGCCUAACCUCAGAGAGGAGUGGGUUCCCUUUUCCUCCUUGAAAAUUAGCUAAUUAAAUGCAGUAUAUUUUAGUUUUACUAGUUGGACAGUUCGUAAACACAUGGUUGUAUUCUCCAACAGAGUGCAAAUUCUUGAAUAGAAAUAUCAGUGUCUUUUGAAGAUGAAUGGCACAAGCAUACAGGCACUAAUACUUUAUGAUUGCCAAGAAUCGAAUAGUUAGCUUUAUAGAAGGUAGAAAGGUUGUGAACAUCAAAAGGGUAUCAUUCUUUUUGUAUUUUGACAUUUUUAUCCCUAGUGGCUGUAAGAUUUAAUUCGAUUUAGGCAUCUCCCACCUACAAACUGACUUGUUUAAUUAAUAUUAUUUAUUAAUAAAUGUUUUCUUUAAGUGUUAGAUUAACUGAAUUAAGAUGCCUUGAUAAAAAAAAGUUUUGGGAAAGGCAAACACGGCUGUCCUUCAGAAUCUUUCUGAGCUAGUAUAAUUUCAAAAGGUAGGGCACUUAUCUGAUUGUGAUAGGCCAUUGCCUACUGUGUUCUUCUGUACAGUAAAAUGUAUUAGUAGGAAAAUUCCCUUCCAUCAUGAGGGAAUUUAGGAGAAAUGGUACAGCCCUCUGGCUAAAAAGCAGUUGUUAGUAAGCUGCCUGGUCAGCUAUCAACACUUCCUGUUUUCUCAUGAGAAUCCAGUUUGUCUAGCAUGACAAAUUUUUAUCUUUCCUCCAGCUAAAAUGUUUGUGUUAAUGUUCACAUUGGUCUUUCAUAGUUUUAUAGUGCCCAGAGUUGCUAGUGGUGAGAUGGGCAGCUUCUAGAUUUAAUAAAUAAGAAUAGUUUUUGAAAAUAUUUAACAGUAUUAAAAGCAAUUUAUAGUUUUGAAUAAAUGGAUAAGGGACAGGUUACAGCAGUGACAUUUUUUGGUGGGAGUUGGAACUAUCAAGCUUUGGUUUCCUUCUGGCAACUUAAAAAAUAGGUUUAUUUUAAAAAUAUCUCAUAGAGGUUAUGAGAGAGUGGAAUACAUAACUGUGUUAUGAUAUGAUAGAAUGUAUGAAAAGGAAAAUCAGUGUAUUUCUAUUGUUGCUAAGGUCUGUGGCCAUAUAAUCUUUUUGCUGUUUGGGGAUUAUUCUU
Messenger RNA from Crotalus tigris (Tiger rattlesnake), 14626 nucleotides. RefSeq lists its product as uncharacterized. The coding region runs from base 8055 to 9452 and encodes 465 amino acids. The transcript has 2 exons. NCBI's taxonomy places the organism in Eukaryota, Metazoa, Chordata, Lepidosauria, Squamata, Viperidae. The record is from RefSeq and is a predicted model, not a curated record.